CUUCCCUGAGUUAGGUGCUGUUGUUACUGUAGUUUGGAGUCAUCUCGACUCAGAAGUGAUCAUAGCAGGGCGCUCACACCGCUCUAAAAGAGUUUUUACACGGUCAUUACACCAUUUUAUGAACUGUACAUUAGUGUAAAUAGGCUAUUUCUAUUUUUUAUAUAAAGACAACAAGAAGAUGGAACUUAAUUCUCUUUUAAUUCUACUGGAGGCUGCAGAGUACUUGGAAAGAAGAGACAGAGAGGCAGAGCACGGUUAUGCCUCUGUUUUACCAUACACCAACGACUUUUCUCGAAAGAAAACGAAAACCUCUACAAUGUCCAGAAAAACUCAAAACAAUAGAUCGUCACACAAUGAGCUGGAGAAACACAGACGUGCCAAACUGCGGCUCUACUUGGAGCAGCUGAAGAAACUGGUGCCUUUGGGGCCAGACAGCACGAGACACACCACUCUGAGUUUGCUCAAAAGGGCCAAGAUGCACAUCAAGAAGCUGGAAGAGCAAGACAAGAAAGCUUUAAAUGUGAAGGAGCAGCUCCAGAGAGAGCACCGCUACCUCAAACGCCGCCUGGAGCAGCUUUCUCUGUCGGGAUCGGUAGAGCGCAUCCGCACCGACAGCAUGGGCUCCACCAUUUCUACUGAUUCAGAACAAGAGGUGGACAUCGAGGGCAUGGAGUUCACCCCGGUGGAGGCCGACAGCGUGGACAGCAUCAGUGACGGCGAGGAGUUGGAGGAGGAGGAGGAAGAGGAGGACCACUACAGCCUCCAGAGCAGCUCCAGCGACACCAGCUACACGGCGACACAUUCCCACAGACUGCAGCCACACCACUGUUAGACACGGCGCCAGGCCUCCGCCCCCCCUCCUUCUCCUAAUUGAUUUGCAGCUCGCCCUUCAUCAGAGUAGUUCACGACGGCGGUACGCUCUGAACUUUUGUUCCUCCUUUCCUGGACACGACUCAGCAGGAAGCAUACCCCCCACACUCCCAACUGUUUACCUGCCACCCCCCCUCCAACCCCUUUCCUCUGUUGCUGCAGGCUCAGAAAGUGCAAAGAGUUGGUGGUUUUUCCAUCUGAUCGUUCUGUGGUGAGGUGGACAGCUUUGACUUGUUAAGCGGCACGCGAAGAGGAGGUCAAACGCAGGCCUUCAGCUAUUGUUACAGAGGAAUACGCCUUAAAGCUUUUCCUCAGAAGUCUAAAAUCGGACCGAUGCUAGAUGCUAAAAACGUUUUUUUUAACCAAAAUUCAGAAAAAAUAAGAGAAAGACGUAUCAGUUUCUAAAAUUCAUUAAAAACACAUGCUUUACUAUUUUUCUUCAUUUAACGUUAAGCAUGCAGUACAAGUUGACAGAAAUGAUUUUUUUCCCUCCAUGAUGUCAUUUGACCAUGAAGACGCUUGAAAAGGAUCAGAGCUGAUCAAAUAAUGUAAAUAGUUGUACAGAUGUUGUUCAAACCCUUAUGGCUCCGCCUGGUUGGGCUGCCUAACCACUACUCCACACUACUGACCACUACACUGUAGCACCCUAUGGUGUGGAUGGACUACUAUGUCACACAAGCAGAGAGAAAAAUGUUUCCCAACUAUAAAAUCACCUUCUCAGUAGCUGAUUGAUGUAGCAAUAAGUACAAGAGGCUUCCUGUGGGUGUUGACUAGUUCCUAGUGGAGCAUAAGGUGCAAGUCGGACAUAAGCCCCCCCCCCCCUUUUUUUUUCAGCCAGUAGUUGGCGUGCUGGCACUUUCAAACAGACCCCCCCCCCCCCAUUUCAUUCACUAAUGGCACUGUCCGUGCGCAGCUCUGAUGGUUUUCCUGUUGCGUUUGGUGCACAGAUGCAUCUCCCUUCAGCGUUCCGGUUAACAAGUCAAAGCUAGGAAUGCUGGGAAAAAACAAAAAAAGUCUUCUCCUUUCUGUCACCCUCCAUCUACGUUCUUUGGGGUCCGUGUUUCUAAAGUACCCCCCCCCGACUGUACCUUUUGCACAAUCCUGACAGACAAGGCGCUUCUGUUCUUUGGUCAUUCAAUAAUCAGUAGCCUCCAUCUCUUGCAGUCUCUAGAGCUUGGCACUUUAAAGUUAAAAACAAAAGAAACAAAACAAAACAAAACAAAAGUGGGCCGGUCCAAGUCGGCAGGUCUGACCAAAAAAAUAUAAAAGUACAGAAAAAAGAAAAACCUGCAAACAAAAAGAAGCUACUUGUCACUAAAAGUGAUCCUAUUAACUAGUGUAGUUUAUAUUUCUUGUAUUAAAUUUUGUAUUAUAUUUUCCUAAAUGUUCUCAUAUGAUGAAAAUACAAAAAAAUGUAAAAAAAAAUAAAAAUGGAGCAAAUGUAUUUAUCCCCCUCCUCAUCUCUACCUUCGAUACAUUUCUAUAAAUAUAUUUAUCAGAGAGACGGGCAGAAGCCGGGCUUUUUGAAGGGAACCUGGGGACAAAGCUAAUACACUGACCCGCCCCUCCCUCCUUCUCCCUUGGGUGACAUUUCUGCUGUCAUUCUGUGCCUUGGCGAGUCUUUUACAUCUCUCCUCCUCCUCCUCAGGUCCCACUCUCUCCAGUUCCUCCCUAGUCUUCCUUCUGUUUGCUUGUGGCGGUGAUUUCAACUACGCAAACCGCCGCCACGAGGAACAACAGGGUAGGAUGCAAUUUUCAGCACAGUAAGGACAAAAUUACCCCCCCCCCCCCCUCAUUGCUCUGUUGGGGUUUUUGCUGAAACCACCACCGCCGCCAACCCACUCCCUCAUGAUGCCAGUACCACCUCCGUCGUGGAAAAUGUGCGUGCGAACACACUGGUAAACCCCCCCUCCUCUCUUCCCAAUGGCAGCUUCCAGUUGCUCCGGACGGUCACCAACGGGGUCGUAAUCCCCUGGGGUUUUUUUUGUUUCUAUCUUCUUAUUACAAAUGUUUGAUGGCUGUGUUUGUUCAGUGGGAGCCACUGGGAGAGGAGCGAUAAGUGAAUAAUCCAAUCAAUGGCAGCUUAAGGUGUUAUCCUCCGAGCUCCUAGUGCUCCUUCUAAUAUAUAUUUAGUGUUAUCCAUUGAUCAGGGGACCUCUUGACACACAGCAAUAUUACCAUCUUGUGCUUUCUGAGGGGGGAGGGACAGGGACGGGGUUGUUUAUGCGUUUGUUUUUGAGGACAAACCGGUGGUUUUGCUUUUCACUCUGUGGUGCAUUUUCUUUUAUUUUGGUGACCAACACUUUUAUUUGGAUGAUUUGACCUCCUAUCUGCACUCUCUCCAAAACACUGCAGGAGGCCAAAACCCCCCGAAAAAAAACUUUUUUCUUUUUUUAAAUUAAAGUUUACAUUCGCGUUAAGGGAAAAAAAAAAACUGACUCUUUGUAGCAAAUAAAAGAGAAAACAAUUUUUUUUUUCAGCUUGGUAAAAACAACAACAACAAAGCGAACAGCGCAGUCCAGUGUGAACGUGAUGAGAGGAUUCUCUUGCACAGAACCUUCCAUGAAAAUGAACAAAGCCGGAUAUGAGAUUACGUGUUUUUCAGUGCCGUCAUUGAAAAAUGUACAUAGCACACAAACGCACACACUCGGGAUGAGUUCAAGGUGUUAACAUUUGGCUUGAAUGUCAGCGGGAAUGUGUGUAUGGAAAUUCUUUUAAUGAUGUGCCUUGAAAAAAACAACAACAAAAAGUUAUUUUCGUAAAGGAAACCACAAGAUUGUACCAUUUCUAUGGACUGUUGAAUUAGUUCCAAAAAGAGCCUUCUGAUGGACGGUGCUCAUUUAACCCACACGACGGCUUCCAGCUAAUAUUAUUCCUGCCAAACAGAUAGUCACUUUGUUUUUUUUUCUUUUUAUUCCAUGCUUUGAGCUCAUAUUCCUGAAUAGCUUUAACUACCUUUAGAACAGCUUACUAUUUUUCUGCACUCAUGUCCCGUUUGUCUCCGUGUUGUGGGCUGACGCUCUCCAGUCAGCUGAGAAGAAUCACCAAAGGGUGAACUGACUUAGAUGUUGCUGAUGUCUGAUGUUCUGUCAGAGACCUGUGAAAAUGUUAUUUUCAACAACAGAGAAAAGUUAUCGAAGUUCUUUUGUUUGUUUGUUUUGUGUGUCAGAGUGCAUGCACGCAACUACCUGGUGCUGGCUACCUGUAAGCAAACACUUGAAGGUAUUGUGCAUUCUCUCAUUGUAAUAUAAAUAAAAAUUUUAUAUAUAAAUA
Molecule: messenger RNA, 4143 nt
Organism: Oryzias latipes (Japanese medaka)
Lineage: Eukaryota; Metazoa; Chordata; Actinopteri; Beloniformes; Adrianichthyidae
Product: max dimerization protein 4
Biological process (GO): regulation of transcription by RNA polymerase II
Molecular function (GO): DNA-binding transcription factor activity, RNA polymerase II-specific; protein dimerization activity; RNA polymerase II cis-regulatory region sequence-specific DNA binding
Source: RefSeq, a predicted model, not a curated record